UUGGGCGGGAGAUCAAUACCAUAAUUUAAAGGGACGGAAUUGUCAAAAAGCGCAUAAAACCUAACCUCCACAAGAAGGUAGUACAUCAGAAAUAGUACAUGGUGAUAUAUACACAUAUAUUUAUUUAUUUCGUAUACAACAUGAACAAUUUAUUGAAACAAGUGAAUCUACUUUACGAACAGGAGCUCUAUUCAAACGUGGAGCAUUUGGUUCAUCUUGCAUUAACAUUCUCAGAACAGAAGCAAGAUGUUGCACCAUAUACAAAGUUUCAGCUGUACAUAUACUAUGCUGAUUCAUUGUUCCACCAGCAAAACUAUGUAUUGGCUGAUAAUGCCUACAGUCAGGCAUUGCAGAUCAGAAAGUAUAUCCUGAAGACAAAAAAUACUACAAAGAUUCCAGACACACAGAAGGAAAUAUUGAGUGAUAUGGAAAUUAAAUAUAAGAUGUACAAAUGCUGUGUGAAGAUGAAACAAACGAAAAAGGCCAUUGAGCUGUUACAGAGUAUAUCAGCUAGAAAUCGGAGUGCUAAGGUCAAUAUGGCUUUAGGGGACUUGUACAAGAAGACAGGGUUUGAUAGAAGUGCUAUUACAUGUUAUAAGGAGGUGCUGCGGGAGAACCCUGCAGCUUUAGAAGCUGCAGAAAGUUUGCUCAAAUUAGGUGUUAAGGGAACAGAGGUGAAUGCAAUGAUGCUGGAUGCAACCUCAGAGUUGGGAUGGAUCAACUCAUGGAUGCGAGGGUUAGCCCAAAUGCAUUCAAGGGACUUCAGCAAUGCGAUCACUACUUUUCGAAGUAUAGAGUUGUUGCAGGACAACACGAUUUUAAUGACGGCCAAAGCUUACUGUUAUUUAUACCUUUGCGAUGAGAAGAGGGCAUUAGCGGAGUUGCAGAGGGCCGUCCUCAGAGAUCCCAAUAUGAUACAUGGUCGAGAUCUGCUUGCCAACUUGCUAGCUAACAGCAGCGACAAAGAACACCUGAAGGAAUUGGAGCGACUGAUGCACGUGGACAUUGACAUAGCACAUUGGUCUUGUGAGCAUUGGAUAGUUUUGGGAUGGUAUUGGUUUGCAACAAAGAAGUACGAGAAGGCUGCGCACUUUGCACGACAAGCAUGUCUGAUGAACAGGAAGAACGUUGAAGCGCUGCUGUUAAUGGCACACACCCUAAUGCAAAUAACGAAAUACCUAGAUGCGCUUCUGAAUUUCAAGGAUGCCGUACGUUAUUGUCCGUACAGGUUUGAUGGUCAUAAAGGCUUGGUAGAAUGCAAUUACGCUAUGCGGAGGAUCAGGGAAGGAUUAACGAUGGCGGCGAAUGGAUGCAAGCAAUUGAAUAAUAGUCCGCAAUCGUUAACCCUUUACGCGUCCGCCUUGAUGAAGGAUGUUACUUCAGUGAGUACAGGGAAGGUGCAAAGUUUAUUGGAUCGCGCGUUAACUGCCGAUCCUUCGUACACGCCCGCAAUCUACUUGCUGGCCGAGCAUUUAGAGCAGGAGCAAAGGCACGAAGAGUCCUGCACGAUAUUGCUGAAGCACGUGGAGAAGUACCCAACGUCGAGAACGCAUCAACUCCUGGCAAAUUGUUAUGCUCGUUUGCAAAAAGAUGAGGAGGCUUUCACACAUUUCAACGCUGCGCUGCGUCUGGAUCCGCAUAACCAGCGCGCGACGGAGGGCCUGAAUGGCUUGGGACGGUCCCCCAAGUUGGAAUCCAGUUUUUAUAUGUCUGUGACCGGAGAGAGCAGCAGUUACGCGUCACAAGGACCCAGCAUACCCACGGACGAACUGGACGAGAGCGAUUCUGAUCCAUGGCCCUCGCACUCGGAUUUCCUCUCCUACGACUGAUCUUCCACUCGAGCACAACAAAACCAGUGGUGAAUAAAGCGAAAGGAGAGGACGCACCUUCAAUUUAUUAAUCGACAACAACAUUCUUAAAAAAAUACAAUCCAUCUUCGUUUCUUAAUGUAUUCAAUAAGCGAUUAUUUAAUCAUGUUUUAGAAACAGAGAUCGAUUUAAGUAUUAUUAUUAUUAUAUCUUUUUUAUUGGUACAAUAAAACUCAUUUCAAAU
Nicrophorus vespilloides is the source of this 2052-nucleotide messenger RNA. It is a transcript of the gene APC7, whose product is annotated as anaphase-promoting complex subunit 7. The transcript has 4 exons. The coding region runs from base 99 to 1829 and encodes 576 amino acids. Gene Ontology annotation, biological process: cell division. NCBI's taxonomy places the organism in Eukaryota, Metazoa, Arthropoda, Insecta, Coleoptera, Silphidae. Gene Ontology annotation, molecular function: protein binding. The record is from RefSeq and is a predicted model, not a curated record.